UGUGCUCAUCACACUCAGGAAUGAAGCCUCCCAAAUUCCUCAGAAGCCAAAGCUGGGAAAAAAUAUAACAUCCAGGUUUCAGCUGGAGAAAAUAUUCACAUGAGCUCAGAUUAAAAAUUAAUCACUCCCAGCCUGCAUCCUUCUCCUCCUUGCAGAUCCUCAGGAGUCUUCCCUUGAAGGUUGCUUCCCUCCUCCCUGUCACUUCCAAGGGAUUUUGCUGCAGGUGAAGGGUAAAGGAUCCCUCUGAGCCUCUUUAUUCCAGCUGGAAUUCCACCAGCCCAAAAUGCCAAGGAGAGGAAUCAGGAAAGCCAGUGAAUGUGAAAAAAACCAACAUUGUUUGGAGCAGCAGUGCUGGGUCAGAACGACACCAAAGGGUUUCUCAGCAGCAAAUGUAAUGCGGGGGACUGGAAUUUAAUUAACUCCUGCCUGCUCCUCCCCUCUUCCCGGAUGCCAUCCAGCAUGCCAGCAGCACACAGAGGCCUCUGCAAAAUCUCACUUCCAGCCCUGGGAUUUUCCAGCAGAGCCAAAGGAAUGGGGAUCCUUGUGCUUGUUUUCAUGUUCAUCUCCCUGACCCAGCACGGGCCCUUCACUCCUGCUCGGGGUGGAACCUCCGCCCCCGCCGAGCCAUGCGGGUUCUCCAGCUGCUCUUUGCUCUCGUUGUCAUUCUCCUCCUCCAGGGCGCUCCGGCCAGAGGCCUUUCAGACAGCCAGCAGUGCAGAAGCAACCGUGGCCACUGCCGGAGGCUCUGCUUCCACAUGGAGCGCUGGGAAGGGAGCUGCAGCAACGGCCGCCUGCGCUGCUGCCGGUGACAGCGGCCACGCCGGGGCGGUGACAGCCCCAGGAGAGCCAGCCCAGUGAGCCUGCAGCCAGAACCUGCCCUCAGACACCUCCGUGCCUCCGCUCAUAGCUGGGUUUGUCCGCUGCCAAUAAACACCUCUUGGUUUUCUA
Messenger RNA from Prinia subflava (tawny-flanked prinia), 948 nucleotides. RefSeq names its product gallinacin-13-like. The record is from RefSeq and is a predicted model, not a curated record. Gene Ontology annotation, cellular component: extracellular region. Gene Ontology annotation, molecular function: CCR6 chemokine receptor binding. The transcript is spliced from 3 exons. Gene Ontology annotation, biological process: defense response to Gram-negative bacterium; innate immune response in mucosa; defense response to Gram-positive bacterium. Lineage: Eukaryota; Metazoa; Chordata; Aves; Passeriformes; Cisticolidae. Bases 627 to 809 code for a protein of 60 amino acids.